Penicilliopsis zonata CBS 506.65 is the source of this 852-nucleotide messenger RNA. RefSeq lists its product as hypothetical. Bases 1 to 852 code for a protein of 283 amino acids. The transcript is spliced from 2 exons. Lineage: Eukaryota; Fungi; Ascomycota; Eurotiomycetes; Eurotiales; Aspergillaceae. The record is from RefSeq and is a predicted model, not a curated record.
AUGGCAACGCCUCAAGAAAGACACCCGGAGUUUUUCCAGCCUGUAGGCAGCGAGUCGCCGAGGGGGAAGAAACGAACGGUUCCGAUGGAAUGUUUAUGCCUGGGGUUCAGCCGGACCGGGACGGUUUCGAUGUGUAAUGCGAUGGAGACGCUCGGGCUGCGCUGCUGGCACUCGAUGCAGCUGAUGUCGACACGAUUCGGGGAGAUCGAGAUGUGGCAGGAAGGCGUGGACCGGAAGUUCUUUGGCGCGGGGGGACAGCCGUUUGGACGCGAGGAGUUCGACCAGCUCCUGCACGACGUGUCUGCGGUGUCGACGGACACGCCGGCGCUGGCGUUUGCCGACGAUCUGAUCGCCGCGUACCCGGAGGCCAAGGUUGUGCUGGUGGAGCGGGAGAUGGAGUCAUGGUACGCGAGCUGGAUGAACAGCGUGAUCAAGAACACGUUCAACCCGAUUGCGCCCCUGGCGCACCUGCUGGACCCGUUCUUCCUGUAUCCGUUGGGCAAGGUGCACAAGACGACGUUGCAGGGGUGGGCGGGGAUCUCGAGCGUGGAGGAGGCACGGGCGAAGAGCAGAACCAAGUAUCGAGAACAUUAUGCGAUGGUGCGUCGGAUGACCCCCCCGCACCGUCUGCUGGAGUUCAACCUGGCCGAAGACGGAUGGGAGCCGCUGUGUCGUUUUCUGGACAAACCUGUGCCCGACACGCCCUUCCCGCAUCUCAACCGGCUGCAGUGGCUCGAUGAGAAGGUGCAGUUGGGGCUCAAACGCAGCGCCAAGGGGUUGGCGAUGAGGGGGGUGCUAUAUUUGGGACCUUUCUUUGUCGCUUGUCUUGCGUAUUAUUUGAUAGCCAGAUAG